UGCCGCGUCUCAAUCUGACCCGCUCGCGUAUGGCGGAGAGCAGCACGCACCGCUUUUCCCGGGACUGAGACGCGUCGCGCCCCGUCGCGAGACAAGAUAGUCGCGCGGACACGUGAAGCGGGCCCGGGGAUGUGCCGGACUGAGAUUGCGGCGAUACUAUGCGCUCUUCUUUUGUCGUGCCAGUUCCGUUUUAAACGGUAAGGGAGAUUAGAAGAUAAAAGCCAGCGGAGCAGCUCGCUCGCGGAACUGUCCCACUUCUUUCACGCGUAACGCAGCAUAAAUCACGCGCCACGGCCCCGUGCAGGCAGGCGCACGCUGUUCGUUUAUUAUUCGCCGUUAAACACGAUUCCUCGCUGCGGCGGAUUACGUUCAUCCCGAGCUGAGGUCAUGUUCGUUAGCUGUUAGCCGUUAGCCUGUCACGGGUUAGCUCCCGUCCCGGGAUUAUCACGGCCAUCCUCGCGCGUGGUGUCGCCUAACGUCGGCGCGAGAGGCCGUGACGGGCUCGGCGUGUGUGUUUUCUCCGCCGUCUGGCGCGUUUUGUUAUGGGCUGGAGCCUCCGCUGCGAACACACACGCUACUGUUCGUGUAGCCGUAGGCUAGCGCGAGCUGCGACCUACCGGGUUCGAUCAGCGCGAGCACCUCCCGUCGCUUCGCACGCAUUCCUGUCCCGACACGCACGCACCCAGAGCGGCGCGGACUAGCGCGCGCGCCCGCCGGUCUUGCGAGGCGUCGUAGUCUUGUUGGACCCUGCAGCUCCGCGCGCUCUCUGUGCUCUCUUAGGUGUCCCGCUCACGCCCCGGGAGACGCGAGCUAGCCUCGCGCGGACGCGUCCAUGGCUGCGAGCGCCGCCUUCUUCUCCAACGGACCCGUUCCGUGGACCCCGAGCGACACGGAGAUGAACAACGUCUACCGCGACCUCGAGCUGGGGACCGUGCUCACGCUCUUUUACGCCAAGAAGUCGCAGAGGCCAGAGAGGAGGACGUUCCAGGUGAAGCUCGAGACCCGCCAGGUCAUCUGGACCAGGGGCACGGACAAGAUCGAGGGAGAGAUUGACAUCCGGGAGAUUAAGGAGAUCCGUACGGGUCAGAAGUCGCGGGACUUCGAGCGCUAUGUGGAGGAUUCAGCGUCCAGACCUGACCACGCCCACUGCUUCGUCAUCCUGUAUGGAACAGAGUUCCGCCUCAAAUCUCUCAGCUUGGCAGCAACAUCAGACGAGGAGAUGACCAUGUGGGUGAGGGGUUUGACCUGGCUGGUGACCGACACGGUGUCCUCCCCUACUCCUCUGCAGAUAGAACGGUGGUUAAGAAAACAGUUUUACGCUGUUGAUCGCAACAGAGAAGAUAAAAUCUCCUGUAAAGAUCUGAAGAACAUGUUGUGUCAAGUCAACUAUCGAGUCCCAAACAUGAAGUUCCUACGAGAGAAGCUUCCGGACAGUGAUUUAAGAAGUGGAGACGUCUCUUACAGUCAGUUCGCCCAGCUGUACCGUAGCCUUAUGUAUGACGCCCAGAAAUCUAUGGACAUAUCACUCCUACAAAGGCCUGACCAGAAGGUUUCAUUGGAGGAUUUCCAGGGAUUUCUGAUAGAUUGUCAGAAGGAGCUCUGGGCCACCGACAGUAACAAGGUGCAGGACUUCAUGUUCAAUUACCUGAAGGAUCCACUAAGGGAGAUUGAGCUACCAUACUUUAUUCAGGAAGAGUUCCUCACGUACCUUUUCUCCAAGGAGAAUUCCAUCUGGGAUUCCACACUCAAUUAUGUGCGUCCAGAGGACAUGAACAACCCUCUUUCCCAUUACUGGAUUUCCUCUUCCCAUAACACCUACCUGACGGGAGACCAGUUUUCCAGCGAGUCGUCACUGGAGGCGUAUGCACGCUGCCUUAGGAUGGGGUGCAGAUGCAUCGAGUUGGACUGCUGGGAUGGCCCUGAUGGGAUGCCUGUGAUCUAUCAUGGUCACACCCUCACCACCAAGAUCAAGUUCUAUGACGUCCUGAUGACCAUCAAGGAGCACGCCUUCAUCACGUCCGACUAUCCCAUCAUCCUCUCCAUCGAGGACCACUGCAGUAUCGUGCAGCAGAGGAACAUGGCUUCCUACUUCAGGAAGGUCUUUGGAGAGAUGCUCCUCACCAAAGCUGUGGACAUCUCCGCCGAUGGCCUUCCCUCACCCAGUCAACUCAAGAGGAAGAUUCUCAUCAAGCACAAGAAGCUGGCGGAGGGAAGCGCUUAUGAAGAGGUUUCCACGUCGACUCCCUACUCGGAAAAUGACAUUAGCAACUCCAUCAAGAAUGGAAUUCUCUUCCUCGAGGACCCCAUCAACCAUGAGUGGUAUCCUCACUUCUUCGUCCUGACGAGCAGCAAGAUCUACUACUCUGAAGAGACCACCAGUAACCAAGCCAACGAGGAUGAGGAGGAACAUCGUGAGAUGGGGAACGGCAUGGACCAGCACGUGAGUGAGAAGUGGUUCCACGGCAAGCUCGGAGCGGGCCGCGACGGGCGCCAGAUCGCCGAGCGCCUGCUGUCGGAAUACUGCCUGGAGACAGGAGCGCCCGAUGGCUCCUUCCUGGUCCGAGAGAGCGAGACGUUUGUGGGAGACUACACACUGUCCUUCUGGCGCUCUGGGCGAGUACAGCACUGUCGAAUCCACUCACGCCAGGAGGCUGGGAGCCCCAAGUUCUACCUGACGGACAACCUGGUGUUCGACACGCUCUUCGCCCUCAUCACACACUACCAACAGGUGGCACUGCGCUGUAACGAGUUUGAGAUGAAGCUGACUGAGCCCGUACCCCAGACCAAUGCCCACGAGAGCAAAGAGUGGUACCAUGCGUGUUUGUCCCGUAGCCAAGCUGAAAACAUGCUGAUGAGGGUUCCACGUGAUGGUGCCUUCCUCGUGAGGAAGAGAACAGAAUUGAAUUCCUUUGCCAUCUCCUUCCGAGCGGAGGGCAAGAUUAAACACUGUCGAGUGCAGCAGGAGGGGCAGACGGUGACGCUCGGCAACUCGGAGUUCGACAGUCUGGUGGACCUGAUCAGCUACUAUGAGAAGCACCCUCUCUACCGCAAGAUGAAACUCCGUUACCCCAUCAACGAGGAGACGCUGGACAAGAUCGGCACAGCAGAGCCGGACUACGGGUCUCUGUACGAGGGACGCAACCCCGGGUUCUACGUGGAAGCUAACCAGAUGCCCACCUUUAAGUGCACUGUUAGAGCCAUGUACGAGUACAAGGCCCAGAGGGAUGAUGAACUGUCCUUCAGUAAGAAUGCCAUCAUUCAGAAUGUAGACAAACAGGAAGGAGGCUGGUGGAAAGGUGACUUUGGGGGCAAGAAGCAGCUAUGGUUUCCUGCCAACUACGUGGAGGAGAUCAGUCCCACAGCAGUGGAGCCCGACAGAUCUGCGACAGAGAACAGCCCUUUGGGAGAUCUCCUGAGGGGAAGCAUGGACGUGUCUUCCUGCCAGAUCGUGACGAGGCACGAGGGAAAGGGGGCUAGGCCGUAUGUCUUCUCGCUGAUGUCCAUGGGCUCUCUGCAACCCGGCCCCGUUCUGGAAGUGUCCGCCAGUUCUCAGGAUGAGCUCAAAGACUGGGUCCAUAAGAUCCGGGAGGUCACCAUGACCUCAGAAGCCAAGCUGGAGGAGGGGAAGAUGAUGGAGAGAAGGAAGAAGAUCGCCCUGGAGCUCUCCGACCUGGUGGUCUACUGCCGGCCCGUGCCCUUCGACGAAGACAAGAUUGGGACAGAGCGAGCCUGUUUCAGGGACAUGUCCUCGUUCCCGGAGACCAAGGCUGAGAAGUACGUUAACCGGAUCAAAGGCAAGAAAUUCCUGCAGUACAACCGGCUGCAGCUGUCUCGCGUCUACCCGCGUGGCCAGCGCCUGGACUCCUCCAACUACGACCCCUUACCCAUGUGGCUUUGUGGCAGCCAGCUGGUGGCGCUGAACUUCCAGACCGCAGACAAACCCAUGCAGAUGAACCAGGCCCUCUUUAUGCUAAACGGAAGGAGUGGCUACGUGCUGCAGCCACCAAUCAUGCGAGACGACAGCUUUGACCCCUUUGACAGGCACUCUCUGAGAGGGGUGGAGCCCGUCACACUGAUCAUAGAGGUAUUGGGUGCACGCCACCUCCCCAAGCAUGGCCGUGGCAUCGUGUGCCCACUCAUCGAGAUCGAGGUGUGUGGUGCAGAAUACGACAACGCCAAGCAGAAGACCGACUCUGAGGCGGAUAACGGCCUGAACCCCACGUGGCCACGGAAGUCCUUCCGGUUCACCGUGUGUAACCCCAUGUUUGCGUUCCUGCGCUUUGUUGUGUACGAGAUCGACAUGUUCAACGACCAGAACUUCCUUGCACAGGCCACCUUCCCCAUCAGCUGCCUCAAAACAGGCUUGAGGUCAGUCCCGCUGAAGAACAGUUACAGUGAAGAUCUGGAGCUGGCGUCUCUGCUAGUGCACCUGGACAUUAGCCGAGGCAGGCAUGAAAACGGGGAGCUCUCUCCGUUCCUGGGUCCGAUGGCAGGAGCGGUUGGGCGGGAGCGUCUGGGAGACGCGGGCUCGGUGUCCUCCGGCUCCUCCAUGUCUCCGCUGCCCUCGUCUCCGGGACAGGCAGGACACAGGGGACGCGAGGGCUCCUCUGAAGCCCGUUACCAAUCCCCAGUAGAGGACUUCAGAGUAUCGCAGGAGACCCUGCUGGAUCACGGGGACCCCCAGAGCAGGAGGGUGAUGCGGAGAACCCGGGUCACUGCAGACAACCGUGUGUAGGCUCCGCCCCUCAAACGCCUACCCAGAGCUCAAGGGUCUGUCAGUGCUGAUGAUGUCAUGGACUGCUGUGAAACCUGUUUCCAUGGAAACGUCACCAGCGCUUUUGGCCUACAUUUCAGGCAGAACUCCUCCCCCCCUUCUCUCUCUCCCUCUCCCCCUCUUUCUCUCUCUCUCUCUCUCUCUCUCUCUCUCUCUCUCUCUCUCUCUCUCUCUCUGUGUCUCUCUGAGAGGGGAAGCAGAGCUGGGAGUGAAACAUUUGGUUUUGGAGAGCAAUGAGAAACUGUUAAGCAGCCCCCCAGAUGGCCAGAAGGGGGCGGUUGCGAGUGCAGGCCACGCAGCAGUCUGGAGGCCACUGGUCCAGACCUGGGAGGGGACGCUGUUGCCCACAUCUGUCUGAAGCUGCUCUGCGAAGGUCCCCCUGUAUGUCCCCUCUCUCUGGCAUGUAGAAAUAUGUGGGUUUAUUUAUUCCAAUGCUGCUGUUGUCCAGAGAACGACUACAGCUUAUCUGCUCUCAAAGAGCCUCUCUUUUGUUUUGUUUUUUUGUUUUUUGAAAAUUAUUUAAACAGCAAUUUUUAACUUUCAUAAUGUGACUUGUUUUAUUUCCUUCUUUUAAUUAACGCGUCUAACAUCUAAUUAAUGUGUCACAAAGGGCUCACGUUGCCUUUCCCUGACCUCUGCUGUCUUCUCCCCCACCACCGAGUCUGCAACGCUGAGUAAACACGACCCAGUUUUGGUUUGUUUUUUUUGUUUUUAAGUCGGGCAGAAACGGGGGCAGCCACAGUUCAUGUGUUUUGAAUUCUGGGGUCCUUCAGGAAAGUACAACAGGCUCAUCAAAGUCACCUUUCACCUCACUGAUUUAAAUGUCAUUAUUAAUAUUUGUAUUAUUAUUAUUACUACACGACCCGUUUGUUGUGGAGUUUUUUGUUUGUUCCACUUCCUAAUGUGAAGGUUGUCAUGUAGACCCAAGGGCUUGGCGGGGAAGAGAUUCGCUUUUAUGUUGACUCGACCUGUGUCCGGCUGGUCCACCCAGCCUGCGGCGUUGAAGCAUUACGUUUACUGCGUUCUUUCUGUUCUGAUUAUGAAGACCUCGACUGUCUGAGCACAUCUGCCCUCUCUCUCUCUCUCUCUCUCUCUCUCUCCUUAAUCUGCAUCACAAUCCUGCAAUAUUUUAGACGUUAUUAUUUUUUAAUACAUUCCUGUGUUUUGUGUAGUUUUAAGUUCUUGUGCUGUACACGUGGGGUCCACUUCUCCUUUGUGUUAACUCCGUGUCUCCCAGACUGGUGUGGAGGACGAACCCUCCACUGCUGGUUUAUUUUUUUUGUUUGUUUGUUUGUUUUUGUUUUUUUUAACUCAAAUGAACUCAACACUUGUACCAUCUCAAUGCUGGGUCUGUCUGUGCUGUGUAGGUCUACAAGACUGUGCUAUACUUGCUGAAAUAUUAUUUAUGUUUUGGUUUUGUUUUUUUUUUUAAACUUUUUUACAGUCCGCAGUGUCGUGUUUUUCCCUUUUAUUUAUCUUCGCGUUAAUGAGGCCCCAGUUUCAGUUAUGGAAACACUGAAUGUUACAACUGACUAUAUUUAGCGCUGUACAGACCAAAGUCACCUGAAAGAACAAUGGAGCAGAGGCGGACGAAGUUCCAGUAGUCCGCCACUAGAGGGCAUAACUCCAACACGCAGGUCUUCACACAGUCAAGUACAUUGCUGCUCCAUACACACACAUUU
Molecule: messenger RNA, 6456 nt
Organism: Electrophorus electricus (electric eel)
Lineage: Eukaryota; Metazoa; Chordata; Actinopteri; Gymnotiformes; Gymnotidae
Gene: plcg1
Product: phospholipase C, gamma 1
Biological process (GO): phospholipid catabolic process; phosphatidylinositol-mediated signaling; release of sequestered calcium ion into cytosol
Cellular component (GO): ruffle membrane
Molecular function (GO): protein binding; phosphatidylinositol-4,5-bisphosphate phospholipase C activity
Source: RefSeq, a predicted model, not a curated record